Aspergillus terreus NIH2624 is the source of this 1008-nucleotide messenger RNA. It is a transcript of the gene gliT, whose product is annotated as thioredoxin reductase gliT. NCBI's taxonomy places the organism in Eukaryota, Fungi, Ascomycota, Eurotiomycetes, Eurotiales, Aspergillaceae. Gene Ontology annotation, molecular function: oxidoreductase activity. The record is from RefSeq and is a predicted model, not a curated record. The coding region runs from base 1 to 1008 and encodes 335 amino acids. The transcript is spliced from 2 exons.
AUGCCGAUCGGCAAGCUACUGUCCAACGGCGCGCUCCUCUUCGAUGUGCUCAUCAUUGGAGCUGGUCCAUCUGGUCUUUCGGCUGCGACCGGACUCGCCCGCCAGUUGCACACGGCGGUCGUCUUCGACUCGGGCGUGUAUCGCAAUGCGAAGACGCAACACAUGCACAAUGUGCUAGGAUGGGACCACCGCAACCCCGCGGAACUGCGCGCCGCCGCUCGCGCCGACUUGACCAGCCGAUACUCGACCAUUCACUUUCACAACAGCAGCGUUGAGAGGAUCAGACAGAUCGAGGCACAGCAGCUCUUCGAAGCGCAGGAUGCCCACGGCCGGCUCUGGUACGGUCGCAAGGUCGUUCUCGCCACCGGCGUUCGAGACGUCCCGCUCGAUAUUGAGGGUUACUCGGAAUGCUGGGCAAACGGCAUCUAUCACUGUCUCUUCUGCGAUGGCUACGAAGAGCGAGGCCAGGACACCGUCGGCGUCCUUGCGAUGGGGCCCGUCGAGAACCCCCAGCGCGCCCUACAUCUGGCUCGCAUGGCCCGGCGGCUCUCCGAGACGGUCACCGUCUACACCAACGGCAAUGAGCAGCUGGUUGCCGAGAUCCAACAGGCCGCAGAGGCAUCCAUUAGUACGACCCCCUGGCUGAGGUUUGAUGCGCGACGCGUCAGACGAUUCGAAAAGGGUGCCAUCGCCCAGACCGUCGUUGUUCAUUUUGGCGAGACCGACAAGCCGAAAGUAGAAGGGUUCCUGGUGUACAAUCCUCAAACAGAGGUGAAUGGACCGUUGGCCAAGCAGCUGGCCUUGACCAUGACCGAAGGGGGUGAUAUCCAGACCACGUCGCCCUUCCAUGAGACCAGUGUGCCUGGAAUAUUUGCAGUGGGUGAUUGUGCUACUCCGUUCAAGGCCGUCACCCCGGCGGUGGCUAUGGGAUCGCAGGCCGCCGGAGGGCUGGUUGCUCAGCUGCAGGCUGAGCCAUUGCCGGACUUUAGAAUUGAUCGGGAACUGUAG